AUGGUGGAUAGUACGGUUUUGGAAAAGAAAGAUAAUCCCAGAGAUUUCACAAUUCCUUGUACCAUUGGAAUGCAUGUGUUUGCAAAAACCCUAUGCAACCUUGGUGCAGGCAUCAACCUCAUGCCCUUUGUCAUCUACAAGAAGCUUGGUUUGAAUGCCCCUACCCUGACCUCUAUGCGACUCUUAAUGGCGGACCAGUCUAUCAAAAGGCUGACUUUGUGGUCUUGGACUGUGAAAUGGACCAAGAAGUACCUAUCAUCCUUGGUCGUUCAUUUAGCCAUGAGAUGGGCUAUUGUCGACUUAGAAAUAGGGGAGAUGAAGUUUAGGGUGCAAGAGGAUGAUGUCACUUUUAAGGUUUAUAAGAUGAAGAAGCAAUCCACUGAGCUUCAAGUGGUGUCCAUGGUAGAUGUUGAGAUUGAGGAGGAGAAAAAAGUGGGGCUUGAGGACCCACCUUGA
Molecule: messenger RNA, 456 nt
Organism: Capsicum annuum
Lineage: Eukaryota; Viridiplantae; Streptophyta; Magnoliopsida; Solanales; Solanaceae
Exons: 2
Coding region: 1-456 (151 amino acids)
Source: RefSeq, a predicted model, not a curated record